AUGGCUCAGUCAGAUGAAGACGAUGACCUUAUAAACGAUAAGCAGAUCCUCACAAUAGAACUAGGAGAGGCAGAGCAAUCUAGGGAUGAUCUAGUGGUCUGUGUAGUAGACCGAGAUGAGACAAUAGCUAAUCUUGAAAUAGAAAAGGAGGCCUUGAAUGAAAGAAUAACUAGCCUUAACAAUGAGAAACACACCUCAGAAGAAAAAGUUGCAUCUACUGAAGAGGAAAGGGAUGACCUGUUAGCAAUAUGCACUGAUCUAGAGGACAUCAUUGAGGGACUCAAUAGAGAGCAUAUGAAUGUAAGUCUUGGGAAAGGGAAGGAAGUAGCUAGUGAGACACACAUCAUGCUUGAAAAAGAGUUAAAUGUUGUAAAAACCAGUCUUUGCAGUGAACUCGAGAGGAAUCAGCAACUCCAAGCUGAGUUGGAGAAAGUAAGAAAUGAUCUUGAGAAAUUCCUGAAGUGGACCUGGUCAUUACAGCAAGAGAGUCUAAGCCUCAAGUUUCAGAAAAGUAAGAGGAGUGUCAAGACAAGGAAAAAGAGGAAAAUGAAUCCAAAGGAUUUCAUCAAGAGUGUGUCAAUAAACCAAAUAGACCAAGAUGCUUCCAAGGAACCUAGUUCCUCAGUACAACAAUCUAUGACAAUUCAACAGUCUAUGAAAAGGGCCUUCGAUGAAACUGUUGAGAAACAGAAAGGGUCAUCUGCGAAGUACAGUAGCAAGUCUAAACGGAGUCUUACUGAGCUAGUCGUGUCUGAGGACAAUACUGGGGGGAUGGCAAGCUGGAAAGGAAAGUCUGCCGAAGGGCAUCAUCUCAUAGAGGACCAGGUUUCAAAAGAGAAGAGUGAUAGUUGGAUUGUGGACUCAGGAGCCACACAUCACAUAUCCUCUACACUAAACUUAAUAAGUGAUGUGAGCAAAGUGAAGGGAAGAGAUAAAGUGACAUUACCAAAUGGAGGUUGUGCAAAAAUAGAGCAUGUUGGGAGUUCAUAUUUGUCAGCUAUUGAUAAAUUGAAAAAUGUGCUUCAUAAUCUUUACAAUGGCAGGGUGAAGGGGAUUGGUAAGGAAGAGGGACUAUAUGUGCUGAAGGGAAAAGGAAUCAAACAACUAGCAACUCAUGUUGGUGUAAAGGUCUUAACUGGAGAUACAUGGGAUCUGUGGCACAAAAGGCUAGGCCAUGCUUCCAUUCCUGUAAUGCAGCAUGUUUCUUUCUUACAAAAUAAAGUAGAUAGUGAAGUGCAAAAUAAAUGUUUUGUUUGUCCUUUAGCAAAACAGUCUAGACUGAGUUUUCCUGACAGUGAAAAAAGGAGUACUAGACCUUUUGAGCUUGUCCACAUGGAUGUCUGGGGGCCAUAUAAGAAGGCUACCCAUGAUAGGAAGCACUAUUUUCUUACAGUUGUAGAUGAUUUUUCCAGGCCUGAUUUUCCAGCUUCUGAAGAUGUUGUUCCAGCAAUCAGUGGUUUAGAAGAGUCUUCCCAAGGUCUUUACUCAGAUGAAGAACCAAGAGGACAUAAUCCUGAUGAGCCAACUAUGGGCCAUCAUGAUGUAGAUGCUGAAUCUGCACCACACAUGGAGGAGACUAACGAACCAGCAAUGGGCAAUCCUAAUGCAGAUGAGGUUACAAGUGAGCUACCUAACAAUGCAGACUGUGAUUUUGCAGUCCAUGCACAGCUAGAAGACAUUGUUGCUCCGGAUGAGAUACAUCCUGUUGAAUCCAGUUCUAAUGUGCCUGUUUGA
Messenger RNA from Nicotiana attenuata, 1734 nucleotides. RefSeq lists its product as uncharacterized. Lineage: Eukaryota; Viridiplantae; Streptophyta; Magnoliopsida; Solanales; Solanaceae. The transcript is spliced from 8 exons. Gene Ontology annotation, molecular function: nucleic acid binding. The record is from RefSeq and is a predicted model, not a curated record. Bases 1 to 1734 code for a protein of 577 amino acids.